GACCGCUUGUCAUUCGUGCAUUUGAAGUCGCGUUCUUUCUAUCGGUACUUGGUGGAUUUUUUUUUAAAUUUAAAUAUUUAAAACGAUUGUGUACAGGAGUUUUAUUUAUUAUUUUUUUAUUCGUUUAUAUUAAUUUAAGAACUCAUUAAUUGUAUCGACUUGUGUUCGUUUUCAUAUUUUUUUACCGUAUUUUGGUAUCUACACACGCCCACUUAGUAUUUAUUAACAAUGACCACAGCGACGGAAGAGACUAAGAACGUCCCACAAGACGCCAAAGAGCCGGUAAAGGAGGCGGCUGACGGUGCCGUGACGGAGACUAACAACAAACAAGAAGCCAACGACAAGAAGCCGGCUGACAAAGAUGAAGCGGCCCCGGCCGCUCCGGCGGAACCGCCUCAACCGAAGUUCUCGGUGAAAAAACAGAAUUUCGAAAAAGACGUCGUCUAUUUGUAUCAGUUCUCUCGCACACCAGUCAUUCCGUCCAUGUCCCCUUACUGCCUUAAGGUGGAAACAUGGCUCAGGCUAGCUGGACUCAAAUACGAGAAUGUGGACCAUAAGAUAAAACAUCGUUCCAAAAAAGGACAGUUGCCAUUUGUCGAAUUGAAUGGCGAAGAAAUUGCUGACAGCACGCUAAUUAUUAAAGAACUAAGCCAGAAAUUUGGUAAAGACAUAGAUGCAGCUCUGAGCCAAGAUCAACGAAACAUAUCACAUGCCAUGAUCUCAAUGAUCGAGAACAAACUUGUUUGGGUGGUGACAUGGUGGAAAACAAAAACCCCUGAAAAUGUAAUCAAGGGGUACAAAGUGAAUUUGCAACAUGCUCUUGGCACAUGGGUGCCUAAUGGCGUUCUCAACUUCUUUUUCAAAUACAGCUAUAGCCGAAGAGGCUUGAAAAAAGUAAAAGCUCAAGGUAUUGGAGUUCAUAAGCCAGACGAAAUUUUGGAAUUUGGACAAAAUGAUUUGAAAGUCUUGUCUGACGUGCUCGGUGACAAAUUGUACUUCUUUGGAAACGAACCCACCACUCUUGAUGUAGUAGCUUUCGCCAACUUGGCACAACUGUACUUUGUAGACAAAGAAGUUGAAUGUCCAUUACGCGACUACAUGGUAGAUAAUUUCGAAAAUUUAGUGGCUCACACAAAUCGCAUUAAGGAACGGUGUUUCCCCGACUGGGAUGAUAUGUGCAAGAAUCUGGACUUGAAUAGUCAUCUUCCAAAACCUCCCCCGGUAGAAGAAAAGCCUAAAGAAGACGGAGACAAGAAAAGCGCUGAAAAUAAAACCGAAGCUAAGGAUAAGGACGCUAAGGAGCCCGAGGAGAAAGGCGAUGGUAAGAAAGAAGGCGAGAAAGAACCAGAAGAUAAAUGAGCAGUAUUUGCGCUGGUUGUAACGAAGAAACAGACUCAUCACCAUCAUUUUAUAUUAAGCGAUUUCACCAACAUUUUUGACCCACCAUUAUACUAUUAACUAAAAAAAAAAUCAUACAUGAUAUAUUUGUAAGUUACGUAAAUAUUAUGUAUAAAAAAUCGUAAUAACUAUGAAUCCAACUUUUAAAUUUAUAUUUAUAUACUUAUGAUUUUUGUACUUGCGAGGAAAAAUUAUUAUAUAUACUUGCAUGUCAAACGUGUGUUUGAUCAAAUCAACUCCAUUAAAAAAAAAAACCUAAAAAUGUAAUUUACUGAGCGACCGACAAUUGAAGCUCAGGUAUUAAACGC
Molecule: messenger RNA, 1706 nt
Organism: Adelges cooleyi (spruce gall adelgid)
Lineage: Eukaryota; Metazoa; Arthropoda; Insecta; Hemiptera; Adelgidae
Gene: fax
Product: failed axon connections
Exons: 6
Coding region: 229-1359 (376 amino acids)
Cellular component (GO): cytoplasm
Source: RefSeq, a predicted model, not a curated record